Molecule: messenger RNA, 1997 nt
Organism: Triplophysa rosa
Lineage: Eukaryota; Metazoa; Chordata; Actinopteri; Cypriniformes; Nemacheilidae
Gene: cldn5b
Product: claudin 5b
Exons: 1
Coding region: 535-1185 (216 amino acids)
Biological process (GO): bicellular tight junction assembly; cell adhesion
Cellular component (GO): bicellular tight junction; plasma membrane
Molecular function (GO): structural molecule activity
Source: RefSeq, a predicted model, not a curated record
CUUCUGUUACUCCACAUGCAAGAAUAAAAUGUCACUUGGGAACUCAGUUUAGGCCUUUCUCUCUCCAACACACUACGUACUCUCUGGUCAUAUUUUAGUGGUCAAAUAUUCCUCUAAAUGCUGAAUGAAACAGUUCUCUGCUAGUUGAAACGUUUGUGCUCUUGUUCACGCGUCCUUUCUGUGUCUUUUCUUUCGAUAAAGAAUGGCAGGAAGAGUGUGAAAUUCCCGCUUCUGUCACUGCUCCAUCUGUGACUGAUGCCGUUUCCCGUUAUCCAGGUUUGGUCCCGCGUCCCUCACUUCUGAUUGGCUGUUGGGAGACGCACGGCGCUCUCAUUGGCUCGAACUUCUCCUCUUUGUUAAGCAAGUGAACUAUAACAGUCUCCCUGCGCACUUUAUCAGAAAGCACUCACUACACGCUGUCCGGAGGUCACACUGCGAGCUGGGGCUUCCCAGAAAUGUAGAGAUCUUCCUCUGCGCGUUCACACACACGUUGUUGCAUCAAGAAGAAGAAGAAGAAGAAGAAGUUGGGCAAAGAUGAUCUCCGCGUGCCUGGAGUUUCUCGGUCUGGGACUGUGCGUCACCGGGACCCUGCUGGUGAUGGUGGCCUGCGGGCUGCCCAUGUGGAAAGUGUCCGCCUUCAUCGACGGCAACAUCGUGGUGGCGCAGACCAUCUGGGACGGUCUGUGGAUGUCGUGCGUGGUGCAGAGCACCGGUCAGAUGCAGUGUAAGAUGCACGACUCGGUCCUGGCGCUGACCAUUGACCUCCAGACGUCUCGCGCUCUGACGGUCAUCUCGGCGGUGACGGGCGUCGUCGGUUUGAUCGUCACCCUCGCGGGCGCGCAGUGCACCAACUGCAUCAGCGAAGAGUCCGUCAAGGCCAAAGUGGUGAGCGCAGGAGGGGUGAUGUUCAUCGUCGCAGGCGUGUUCGUGUUGGUGCCCUUGUGCUGGAUGGCCAAUAGCAUCAUCUCCGAAUUUUACGAUCCUCUGAUCCCGUCGGCGAAGAAGAGAGAGAUCGGUGCCGCGCUCUACAUCGGAUGGGCAGCAUCUGCCAUGCUUCUGCUCGGAGGCGCCGUUCUGUGUUUCUCUCGUGCUCGUGAUGAUGAAAAUUCCUCGUACCCCCUCAAAUAUGUUCCGACAAAACCCGCCACAGUGAAUGGAGACUACGAUAAACGAAACUACGUGUGAUCAUCGUGUACAGAUCACGGACUUCUGACCCUAACCAGCAGAUUUAAUGUGCUGAGGUGCCGAACUGCUUCCAUGGGACACACCUGCACUUUUCUUCAUGUCUACAAAUAAACUGUGACUGGUAAAACAAUGAUGUUUUAGACAAAAGUGUUCAACAUCAAGACAGAUUCAUGACAUUGAGUGAGAGAAUGCUUUCAGGUUUUUAGAGCAGGUUUCCGUGUCAUGUUGAAGAUGGACACGGGUAGUUUUGAAAGAGAUUGACAUUACAAUCAGCAGCUCUUAUCUUCAUUGUUCUGAGAGACUCACACGUGCCGUUUUAAUGACCAAAACCUCCUGGCUGUGUGUUGUUUUAUUCAUUUUCUAUGCUCAUCCAAAAUUAAAGGAUUUUAUAAAUAAGCUGAAAUGGAUUUUGAUGAAUGAAUAAAUGUGUUCUGCAUAUAUCAGUAAAUGAUGUAAGUUUCUUGUUACAUUUUUUAAUAAAGCUGUUUAACAAACAACACAACUUUGCAUUCCUUAAUUCCAAGUUACACGUGUAAUAAAAGCCCUGUUUAUUGCAUGGACUGAUGCUCUGGGGAAGACGAUAGAGUUCUGUUUUCAUCAUUAUGACGGUCAGGUAUUGUUGAGGAGAUGAUGACCAAGGUCAGAGUCAUAACCUUUAUUCUGAUACAAACCAUUAUCAUCAUUUCUGAUCUCAGGACCUUUGACCCACUUCUGAGUUCAUGAGGUGACACACACACACACACACACACACACGAUGGCGCCUUCAUCUGUGAUGUGGCUGUUAGAUUACAGAGUUCUGCAGCAGGCGGACC